GUAACCAAACACAGCGGCGGGAACGACCAUAGUUACUGUUUUUGUUUUGAUGAUUUGUGUUGUUUGGUCGUUUUGCUCGUCGUUCACGGCUCCUCUGGGACUCUUUAAGGGCAGAAUGAGAGCACAGUGGCUGUGUUUAUGAACUCUGUAACUCUUCGCUCCUAAAAAUGCUGCUUUAUAACCGCAAUUAAAGCUCCAGACUGACACAGAGCGGGGAUUCUGGGAUUGUGAGUUUUCUGGACACGGUCAUCUGAUCUGCUCUCAGAAAUGUCCGCGCAUAAAGAAGAGACUUUAUCUCCGGACGAGCUGAGGAAGAGGCUCUACCAGACCUUCAAGAGCCGAGGACUUCUGGACACUCUGAAGACUCAACUGCGGAACCAGCUGAUCCAGGAGCUGCAGAGUCCACUCACGAGUGAACCGGUUCCCAGGCCGCUUUCGGCUAAAGUGGAUUCCGUCUCGCUGCUGGCGUCCAACAGUCUCGUCAUAGAUCAUCUACAGACGUCUGGUUAUGAAUACACGUUAUCUGUGUUCCACCCAGAGUGCGGGAUGAGCAAAGACAAGGUGUUUUCGAUGAAAGAUCUUCUCCAGCUGAUGAGGAUCAGUCCACAUUCACCUGUUUAUAAAUCUGUGGUGUCAAAUGUUCAGAGGGGACAGAAAGGUUUGUUAAUAAAUCUCCUCUCAGAGUUAAUCGACCACCAUGUUCACCCGGAGCUCCGUGAUGCUGAUACUCAGACCUCCACCACACCGCCGGAUUACAGACAGUCGCUCGUGGACAAGCUGCAGAUGAUCGACGAGGAGUACGAAGCUCUGAGGCAGAAGGGAAAUCGGUGGGCGUCGGUGGAAGCGAAGCUGGCUGAAUACAGGAAGGAGAUGGAGGAGCAUGCUCAGGCUGAGUUAAGAGCAAAGUUGCAGCAUUUUCAGGAGGUUGAGGUGUCCCGGGUCCGAAUGGAGGAGCAGGAGAAGAAUCGCAGAGAAAUCCAGGAGCUCCGACACCGUCUGGAGAAAACCUACGAGCUGAAGGCUGAAGCUCUGAUGAGCCGCGAGAAAAACGCCAUUGAGCGACUACAGAAACAGCAGGAGAUUGAGGAAAAGGAAAUCUACAGCCAGCGACAGGCUUUACUAAAGGAGAUCGAGUCAGUGCGCAACAGAGAGACUGAACUGAGGCACAGGAUGGAGGCCUUCGAGAAGACCUGUAAGCUUCAUGAGGAGAAGGUGAAGAGCGUGGAGGAGCUGCUGAGGCGGAGGGAGCUGACCGUGAAGACCAUGGAGGACACAUACGAACAGAAGCUCAACAACGAGCUCAAGAAACAGCAGCUGGAGCUGAAGGAGGACUACGCCACGAGGACGGAACAACUGACCGAGAACGAGAGGAGAAAUAAAGAGGAGACAGCGAGGCUCCAGAAAGAAGCCGCCAUCCUCGACGUGAAGGCGGAAGAGCAUGAACGAACCGUAACUGAACUAAGGCGAAUGCAGGUGGAGUUGGACUCAUUGCGGGAGCAGGGUGGCGCUCUAACCCGGCAGAACGCCUUGCUGCGGGAGCGCCUGGAGGCCAUGAGCGAUUACACGGCUCUGCGAAGCGAGCGGCUGGAGCUACAGGCUGAGGUUCAUCUGCUGAAGGAACAGCUGGAGAAGAAACAGCAGGAGAACCAGAGACUCCGCAAAGAGCUGAGUGGACCCUCUCAGGAGCAGCUGUCCCUGCAGGCGGAGGUCAGGAGGCUGGAGACGGCCCGCAAGCUCGACCAGGAAGAGUUCCAAAACCAGAAAGAAAUGUUCCACACCCAGCUUACGCAGGAGGUGGAACACUGCGCCCAGCUGAAGGCCCAGCUGCUGGAGUGUGAGGAGAGGACCAAGUGGAUGUCCGCUAACGCCGAGGAGAUCAAACAGCAGCUUCGACUCACCCAGCAAGCUCUGGAGAACGAGGUUCUGCGGAACCCAAAACCUUCGCUGGUAGACCGUUCCGUUCUUGAUUUGAACCCUGAUAAAGUGGUGCCCCCUGACCUUUACAUGGAGGGCGCUCUACUUAAGGCCACUGUGGGUUAUGAUGACGAGGUUGUGUGUGACCCAGGGCUGAACACCAGGGGGCGCCAGCGUCCGCCGUGGCCCCGCAGUGGUUCUCCCGAGCUGGGCACGGAGCUGGUAGCUGAAGCCCUGGCCCGUAUCCGUGAGCUGGAGAAGGAGGCCGAGACGCUGGAGGAGGCUUACAGGAGCUACCAGCAGAGGGCAGUGCGAGCACCGGUCAGUCACAUUCCUCCUGAACGAACCACCGCCGCAUAUGUCCGGCCCACAGCUGCAGCCCGGCACAGAGUAACCUUUGACCUGGACGGGCCAGCUCUGGGCCCUGUUUUCAUGGGCAGAGAGCUCAGCCAUCGAGAGAUAAUCGACAUUCCACUGUCCAGCAACCAAGCGCCCCCUAGAGCCCACUCUCCUACACCCAGACGCCUGUCCUCCACCCCCGUCUCCACCAAAACCCGACCCAGAACGCACACUGACCAGGAGGUCAGCGUGGAUGCCCCUGGAGUGGACGGGUCAGCAGUAACGUUCACAGGUUUGAGUCCAGACAGGGACGUCUCUCCGAUCCCUGCUGCCGCCGCCGUCUCCUCUACUGAAUACACAAACAUCACCCCGCCCAGCAGCCCCCAGAUGAAGAGCACGACCCGCAACCACUGCAGUCCCCCAAAACUGCAGGAGGUCAUCACUUCAUCUCAGGAGUCUUCACCCAAACCUGAGAAGAUCAGCAUUCAGGACCUGACUGAACCUGUAACAGUUCUGUCUGCAGACCUCCACUGCAGUUUGGAGCAGCUCCAGGACGGACGUGUGGUCUCCUCUACAGCCAGCCAGCCGAACAGAGACAGUCCUCCACAGAGCCACCUGAGCGAGGACUGUGUGUCUCCAUCAAACAUGGACGCUGUUGGAGAAAAAGAGGAGGACAGGAGAUGGAGGGAGAGAGAGAAGGCAGAGGAGGAGAGAAGACAGAUUGAGAGAGAGAAGGAAGAAGAACAGAGGAGAAGGAGGGAAAAAGAGGAGGAAGAGGAGGAGAGGAGAAGGAGGGAAAAAGAGGAAUAUCAGGAGCGAGAGAGGAGACGGAGGGAGGAAGAGGAGGAGAGAGAGGAUCAGGAGCGAGAGAGGAGAGAACUGGAGCAGGAGCUGCUGCAGCUGGCUGUUUCUGAAAGAGAACAUGUGGAAACAGAGGAGGAUGGAGACGGGAGGAGUUAUGGAGGCGGACGAGUCGAAGGUGUCGUCUGUACGGGGCGAGAGUUUAAACCCAAACCCCACCGACUCGCUAGUUCUGGGAGAGAUGAGCCAGACAAUCAGAGUCACGAGGCUGCAGCUCUGUCUGACAGGGACGACAGCGUCGCUGCUUUCUCCCAUGAUGAUGCAGAUGAUGACUUUUGGUGAUGAUGAGGAGCCGUCGCUGCUUCACCUGCUGCGCUCUUCAUUUUUACAGAUUCUUUUUCUGUAUUUUAUAUUCAAUGGAAUUUGAGUUUGUGUGCAGUUUUAUAUUUAUUAAAUUCAGUAUCAGAAUCUCAA
Colossoma macropomum (tambaqui) is the source of this 3528-nucleotide messenger RNA. It is a transcript of the gene ofd1, whose product is annotated as OFD1 centriole and centriolar satellite protein. NCBI's taxonomy places the organism in Eukaryota, Metazoa, Chordata, Actinopteri, Characiformes, Serrasalmidae. Gene Ontology annotation, molecular function: protein binding. The record is from RefSeq and is a predicted model, not a curated record. Bases 268 to 3396 code for a protein of 1042 amino acids. Gene Ontology annotation, biological process: epithelial cilium movement involved in determination of left/right asymmetry. Gene Ontology annotation, cellular component: ciliary basal body; centrosome. The transcript has 23 exons.